Molecule: messenger RNA, 518 nt
Organism: Gadus macrocephalus (Pacific cod)
Lineage: Eukaryota; Metazoa; Chordata; Actinopteri; Gadiformes; Gadidae
Product: histone H2B 1/2
Exons: 1
Coding region: 28-402 (124 amino acids)
Cellular component (GO): nucleosome
Molecular function (GO): protein heterodimerization activity; structural constituent of chromatin; DNA binding
Source: RefSeq, a predicted model, not a curated record
GCCAGGAAAUUCGCAUCCUUUUUCAACAUGCCUGAGGUAGCAAAACCCGCGCCCAAGAAGGGCUCCAAGAAAGCCGUCUCCAAGACCGCAGUUAAGGGCGGCAAGAAGCGCCGCAAGACCAGGAAGGAGAGCUAUGCCAUCUAUGUCUACAAGGUGCUGAAGCAGGUCCACCCCGACACCGGCAUCUCCUCCAAGGCGAUGGGGAUCAUGAACUCCUUCGUCAACGACAUCUUCGAGCGUAUCGCCGGUGAGGCCUCCCGCCUGGCUCACUACAACAAGCGCUCCACCAUCACCUCCCGGGAGAUCCAAACCGCCGUACGCCUGCUGCUCCCCGGUGAGCUGGCCAAGCACGCCGUGUCUGAGGGCACCAAGGCUGUGACCAAGUACACCAGCUCCAAGUAGACUUCACCAUUCACCCAAACAAACGGUCCUUUUAAGGACCACCCAAAUGCAUUCUUAAGAGCUACUCCACGCUGUAAUAAGAUGCCGACGCUGAAUUCAUUCCUUGUUGUGGGCCU